AUAUGGAGGUUGCCCGUGAUGUCAGGAAAUGCAGCGACUGUAAAUGGGCCAGCGCCCCUCAGGAGCCGGCAGUGUCGUUCCUUCCGAACUGUCGGGAAGGCGAGCCCCACGUGGCUGAGCCUGGCUGUGAGCCCUUUUCUGAGGAAAGCCUGAGCACCGAGGAGACCACGGCAGCCGACCCAGAGAGCUCGCAGCAGAAGCAGCCCAAGGUGCACAAGGGCCUGAGCCUCUCGCAGAAGGCCGUGGGCGUCGUGGAUUCGUUCGUUAAGGACGUCUUCGAGCGCAUCGCCGACGAGGCCGCUCGGCUGGCUCGCUCCACCAAGGGCUCCAACAAGCACUCCACCAUCAGCUCCAGGGAGAUCCAGACAGCCGUGCGCCUGCUGCUGCCCGGGGAGAUCG
Ailuropoda melanoleuca (giant panda) is the source of this 399-nucleotide messenger RNA. Its product is annotated as histone H2B type 1-B-like. The annotation marks the transcript as partial. The record is from RefSeq and is a predicted model, not a curated record. Gene Ontology annotation, cellular component: nucleosome. Gene Ontology annotation, molecular function: protein heterodimerization activity; structural constituent of chromatin; DNA binding. The transcript has 2 exons. NCBI's taxonomy places the organism in Eukaryota, Metazoa, Chordata, Mammalia, Carnivora, Ursidae.